CGACGUCAUCAGUCAGCGCCCAUUCAGCGGGACUGUCGCGGCAUUUGAAACAUCCUCAUUCGUUCCGCACAAAAAGACACUUUACACCGUAAUUACGAUCUUUGGGGCGGACUGAAAUGAUCGACAUGAUCGAAAAGGAGGACCCGGUCAUUAGCGAAGAAGAAGCGGCGCAGUACGACCGUCAGAUCCGACUGUGGGGGCUGGAUGCACAGAAGAGGUUGCGGGGAUCCCGUGUGCUCCUGGCAGGUUUGGGGGGUCUCGGGGCAGAAGUGGCAAAGAACUUAAUCCUGGCUGGAGUGAAAGGACUCACUUUGUUGGAUCACGAACAGGUGUCAGAGGAGUCAUGCCGAGCUCAGUUCCUGGUUCCGGUGACGGCUCAGGGCCAGAAUCGUGCUCAGGCCUCUCUGGAACGUGCACAGAACCUCAACCCCAUGGUGGAGGUGCACGCCGACCAGGAUAAAAUUGAGGACAAACCAGACGACUUCUUUCUGCAGUUUGAUGCGGUGUGUCUGACAGGCUGCUCCAGAGACCUGAUGGUGCGGGUCGACCAGCUCUGCUCUCAGAACAACAUCAAGGUCUUCUGUGGAGACGUCCACGGUUACUACGGUUACAUGUUCUGCAACCUGGGACAGGAGCACAACUACGUUGAGGAAAAGCCUAAAAUAGUGAAGCCAACCGGUGACUCCAGCGGCGGCCCAGAGGCAAAGAAAGCCAAAGUCGACCCCAAUGAGACCACCAUGGUUAAAAAGACGGCCAGUUUCUGCACUCUCAAGGAAGCUCUGGAGGUCGACUGGACUAGUGAGAAAGCCAAAGCCGGACUGAAGCGAACACCAGUGGACUACUUCCUGCUCCACGUUCUGCUGAAGUUUCGUACAGACAAAGGCCGCGACCCCGACCCGCAGGCCUUUCCAGAAGACAGUCAGCUGCUGAGACAGAUCCGCGACGACGUCCUCGAUGCCCUGCAACUGAGCAGCGACCUCCUCAACGACGACUUCAUCAGCUACUGCUUCUCUGAGAUGUCUCCGGUUUGCGCCGUAGUGGGAGGAGUCCUGGGACAGGAAGUGGUUAAGGCUCUGUCCCAAAGAGACGCUCCUCACCGCAACUUCUUCUUCUUCGAUGGUCGUAAAGGAAACGGCGUCGUCGACUACUUUGGACCGAACUGAACAUGUCAGGCUACACCCGUCCAUAUAUACACACACAGCUGUUUGAUCUGCUACUAGAUUAUUUAUAUCAGUGUUAGCUUCACUUGUCACAAAAAUGAAUCUGUUGUUUAAUUUUUGUUUUUGUUUUGUUUUGGGGCCUUUUUGAGCCUUUUACCCACAAAACCUGACACAAGUACAGUGGGAUUUAUUUUUUACAUUUGCUAAUAAAACAUUGUUUACUA
Molecule: messenger RNA, 1384 nt
Organism: Mugil cephalus (flathead mullet)
Lineage: Eukaryota; Metazoa; Chordata; Actinopteri; Mugiliformes; Mugilidae
Gene: sae1
Product: SUMO1 activating enzyme subunit 1
Exons: 9
Coding region: 117-1163 (348 amino acids)
Biological process (GO): protein sumoylation
Cellular component (GO): SUMO activating enzyme complex; cytoplasm
Molecular function (GO): SUMO activating enzyme activity
Source: RefSeq, a predicted model, not a curated record